ACUCACCACAAAUCCACCGCACUAUUCUGCUAUCCAUCUCUUCUUCUUCUUCUUCCUAUAUAUAUAUUUCCCUCCAUCCUCCAUUUUCUCUCUCUAAAACUUCUUAAGCUUUCUCUCUCUACAUUUUUCUCUUACUAUAUCAUGGAAGCAGCAACAACAAUUCUACCUGAUAUCGGAACGGAGAUUCUGAUACCUGUAUGUGCGGUUAUAGGUAUCGGAUUCGCGCUAAUACAAUGGGUACUUGUUGCGAAAGUUAAGGUUAACGGGAAGUCGUCGAGUGUUGGUGGUGGUGUUGAUGGAAAAAAUGGAUAUGCAGAAUCACUUAUUGAAGAAGAAGAAGGGAUUAAUGAUCAUAGUGUUGUUCAUAGAUGUGCUGAAAUUCAAAAUGCUAUUUCUGAAGGU
Messenger RNA from Capsicum annuum, 402 nucleotides. Its product is annotated as pyrophosphate-energized vacuolar membrane proton pump-like. NCBI's taxonomy places the organism in Eukaryota, Viridiplantae, Streptophyta, Magnoliopsida, Solanales, Solanaceae. Gene Ontology annotation, biological process: proton transmembrane transport. The record is from RefSeq and is a predicted model, not a curated record. Gene Ontology annotation, cellular component: membrane. Gene Ontology annotation, molecular function: inorganic diphosphate phosphatase activity; diphosphate hydrolysis-driven proton transmembrane transporter activity.